Messenger RNA from Phialemonium atrogriseum, 2310 nucleotides. Its product is annotated as ApbA-domain-containing protein. The coding region runs from base 1 to 2310 and encodes 769 amino acids. The transcript is spliced from 4 exons. Lineage: Eukaryota; Fungi; Ascomycota; Sordariomycetes; Cephalothecales; Cephalothecaceae. Gene Ontology annotation, molecular function: oxidoreductase activity. Gene Ontology annotation, cellular component: cytoplasm. The record is from RefSeq and is a predicted model, not a curated record.
AUGGAAGAAGACUAUGAACUAAUGAAUAUUCUCGCAGUUGGUGGGAAUGCCGUUUCCGCUUUCUUGUCAUGGAGAUUGCAAGCGACCAAUGCUUGCGAUGUCACUCUAGUGUGGAAGACCGGAUUCGAACAUGUGUCGCAAUACGGGAUAUCGUUCAAGUCGCCCGCCUACGGCAACGAGCGCUUCAAGCCUCGGCAUGUCGUCCGGGCGCCAGAAGAUGCGGCAACCCGCAAAGAGGGUGCAUUUGACUAUGUCAUCCUCUCGAUAAAAGCCCUCCCAGAUAUCUACGACCUCGCUUCGGUGAUCGACUCCGUCGUUACUCCCCAACACACUUGCAUCCUUAUUAAUACCACCCAUUCGCUUGGCCUCGAGUCCGCCAUCGAGGAACGCUUUCCGACCAAUGUCGUCCUUUCACUCGUCUGCGGCGCCGAAAUCAUUCAACUGGGCGGGAGCGAAUUCGAACACAAGGGGUCAACCGAGAUGUGGGUUGGGCCGGCGAACAAGAACGCGAACAUCCCGGCCACGAUACAGGAAGAUAUGGCACAGGCUUUGGCUAUGACCCUUAGCACCGGCCAGGUCGACUGCAAGGUCUCGAGCAAUAUUCGGCAGCAGCAAUACGAGCGAGUAAUUGGCCCAAUCGCAUUCCACCCCGUCAGCGUGGUCUUCGAAACUCCCCACAUUCCUGCUCUUCUUGAGAAGAUUGGAGUGCGAUCACUCAUAUCUGACAUAUUAGAUGAAUUACUCGCAUUGGCUGUAGCACAGGGCUGCAAGUUUCCGCCGGAUUUCAAGCAGAAGACCAUUGACGACAUGUCAAAGUCACCCGAGAGCAUAAUGUGGCAAGACUACAUCGCUAGGCGCCCUAUGGAGGUCGAGACGUACCUGGGUUCCCCCAUACGGUUAUCCCAGGAGACCGGCGUUCGUCUGCCACGGAUCGAGACCCUUUACGCGGUUCUGCACAAUCUGAACGUCACCAACCGCCAGAAGCCCAAGAUCGAGGCCGCUGCGCCGCCGCCAACGGGUUCGCCGAACCCCGGUGCUCCCCCCCUCCCGAGAAUGUCCUCUCAGGGACCCAUGAGACCCAUGUCGAACGGUAUGGUUAAUGGCAACGGCGUGCCACCUCCGCGCUCGCGACCUAGAGGCCCGUCGAUGGGACCUCCUCCCCCCGGAAUGCGCCGUGGCCCCCCAUCGAUGAACGGGUUCCCUACAAACGGCUAUGGUCGCCCCCCGAUGAAUGGCGGGCUGCCCAAUGGAUACGCGGGAUCCCGCCAACCUUCGAGACGCGGCUCAAUGGAAGGGGCGGACUUGGAAGAAUUCAGCCACCUGGUUCUCUAUGACGACAUCCCCGAGGGUGGCGAGGCCGACUACGCCCCACUACCGCAGGAUAUGGCACUGAGGGAACGCGAAUUUCAGCUGAGGCAAAAAGAACUGGCAUUGCGGGAGCAAGAGAUGAGGCUGAGACGUGGACCUCUCGGUCCCGGUCCCGGUCCCCGGAGGGGGCCCCCUCCCGCCCGCAGCGGUGGCGGCGCUCUGUACGAUGACGAGGAUGAUGAAGACGAUUUUGUCGACCCGACCUCGACGCCACCCGCAGCUGUAAUCGACCCCGACACUUUCGACAUGAUGAGUGUCACCUCGCGGAAGAACCGCAAAGUCCCGAGCGCAUCUCAGUUCCGCAAGAAUCCGGAAUACGACUCCCGCUCAUCCCGAGGCAGCAGGUUUCGGCCGAGCUUUGGAAGGAACCGAUCCAGCCAGGUCAUGAGCCAAGUUCCCGGCCUGCACGACAACAUCAUGGACGAUCCCCUCAUGUCCUACUCUUCAAACCGAUAUGCCAACGUGGACCGGGGCCAAAUGCACGCAGACUCGAGGGCCAACUCACUGACGUCGGUGCGGCUAGACGAGCUACAGUACAACCAAGGCCCGCCCUCCAUGGGCAUGAAUGGGCCGUUCCCGAGGCGGUCGAGUCAAUCCCCGGGGAAUCCAUACAGUCCGUCGGUCCGCGGGAUGGGGAAUGGGCGGCCUUCGCCCCCAGACGGAUACCCGGGACCCCAGAUGAAUGGGCGGCCGUCACCCCCUGACGGAAUGCGGCAGCCUGUUCCGCGAUAUCCUCCCGGUCACGGCAAUGCUGUCGCGCCGCAACAGGUCGAACAACACGCUGGGGUGAGCGCCCUCCAACCUCCAAAGGCAAAAAAUGUGCGAAGUCUGACCGGUAGUGCGAGCGCCAGCGCGGGCAGUGGUGAAUCCAACCAUAUCGAUUCGGAACCAUCAGCGCAUAGCAGCCAAAGCAGCCUCAGUCCUCGCCAUCAUCCUGUUUGA